Molecule: messenger RNA, 5522 nt
Organism: Vicugna pacos (alpaca)
Lineage: Eukaryota; Metazoa; Chordata; Mammalia; Artiodactyla; Camelidae
Gene: SLC12A3
Product: solute carrier family 12 member 3
Biological process (GO): cell volume homeostasis; potassium ion homeostasis; potassium ion import across plasma membrane
Cellular component (GO): apical plasma membrane
Molecular function (GO): sodium:potassium:chloride symporter activity
Source: RefSeq, a predicted model, not a curated record
GCAUAGAAUGGGUCCUCAGGUCAUCAGGGUCCCUCAUCUAGGGUCCCUCAUAGGGUCCCUAAGGGUCCUCUUGCUGCAUACUCCUUCCUGGGGUUUGGCUGCAGAUGUCUGUUGCCCCCAGACUCAGAAGAGCCUCUCUAGGACCCAGGGGCUGUGUGUGCCACCCUUCUCCGCUGAGCCAGCCCAGGCUCCCAGUCCAAGGCCAGGCUGCUAUCUCGGUGAUCAGUUGGUAAGCAGGACAUUAGUGGGCACGUGCUCUGCCUCCCACCCCAUUCAGGGACCUUGCUCACCAGCCGUGGGCGGUUUGGGCCGACCUCCUGGCCUUCUCCCUGCUCUGGGCCCAGCCUAUAAAACCACCCUGUGUGUCCCCACCGACCCUGGCCCCCUCCCGACACCCAGAGCCACUAUGGCAGAGCUGCCAGUGUCAGAGACACCCAGGGACCCUGCUCUGUGCAGUGGGCGCUUCACCAUCAGCACGUUGCUGGGGGGUGAUGAGCCCCCACCACCGGCUGCCUAUGACAACAGCCACCCCAGCCACCUGACCCAUGGCAGCACCUUCUACAUGCGCACCUUUGGCUACAACACUAUCGACGUGGUUCCUGCCUACGAGCACUAUGCCAACAGCACCCUGCCCGGUGAGCCUCGUAAGGUCCGGCCCACGCUGGCCGAUCUGCAUUCCUUCCUCAAGCAGGAAGGCAGCCACCUGCACGCCCUGGCCUUUGACAGCCGGCCCAACCGUGAGAUGACUGAUGGGCUGGUGGAGGAUGAGACAGGCACCAAUGGCGAGAAGAACCCCGAGGAGCCCGUGCGCUUUGGCUGGGUCAAGGGAGUGAUGAUCCGUUGCAUGCUCAAUAUCUGGGGUGUGAUCCUCUACCUGCGGCUCCCCUGGAUCACGGCCCAGGCGGGCAUUGUCCUGACCUGGAUCAUCAUCCUGCUCUCAGUCAUGGUGACCUCCAUCACCGGCCUCUCCAUCUCGGCCAUCUCCACCAAUGGCAAGGUCAAGUCAGGUGGUACCUACUUCCUCAUCUCCCGGAGUCUUGGCCCAGAGCUUGGGGGUUCCAUCGGCCUCAUUUUUGCUUUCGCCAACGCUGUGGGUGUGGCCAUGCACACUGUGGGCUUCGCAGAGACAGUGCGGGACCUGCUCCAGGAAUAUGGCUCACCCAUCGUGGACCCCACCAAUGACAUCCGCAUCAUCGGCGUGGUCACCGUCACUGUGCUGCUGGCCAUCUCCCUGGCUGGCAUGGAGUGGGAGUCCAAGGCCCAGGUGCUCUUCUUCCUCGUCAUCAUGGUCUCUUUUGCCAACUACCUGGUGGGGACGCUGAUCCCCCCAUCCGAGGACAAGGCCUCCAAAGGCUUCUUCAGCUACCGGGGGGACAUUUUUGUCCAGAACCUGGUGCCUGACUGGCGGGGCAUGGAUGGCAGCUUCUUUGGGAUGUUCUCCAUCUUCUUCCCUUCAGCCACGGGCAUCCUGGCAGGAGCCAACAUCUCCGGGGACCUCAAGGACCCUGCUGUAGCCAUCCCCAAGGGAACGCUCAUGGCCAUUUUCUGGACCACUGUCUCCUAUCUGGCCAUCUCGGCCACCAUCGGUGCCUGUGUGGUUCGCGACGCCUCCGGGGUCCUGAAUGACACAGUGACUCCUGGCUCGGGGGCCUGCGAGGGGCUGGCCUGUGGCUAUGGCUGGAACUUUACCGAGUGCACCCAGCACCACAGCUGCCGCUAUGGCCUCAUCAACUACUACCAGACCAUGAGCAUGGUGUCAGGCUUUGCACCCCUGAUCACCGCCGGCAUCUUUGGGGCCACCCUCUCCUCAGCCCUGGCCUGUCUCGUCUCUGCCGCCAAAGUCUUCCAGUGCCUGUGUUUGGACCAGCUAUACCCGCUGAUCGGCUUCUUCGGCAAAGGCUACGGCAAGAACAAGGAGCCAGUGCGCAGCUACCUGCUGGCCUACGCCAUCGCUGUAGCCUUCAUCAUCAUCGCUGAGCUCAACACCAUCGCCCCCAUCAUCUCCAACUUCUUCCUGUGCUCCUACGCCCUCAUCAACUUCAGCUGCUUCCAUGCCUCCAUCACCAACUCACCUGGGUGGAGACCCUCGUUCCGAUACUACAGCAAGUGGGCAGCACUGUUUGGAGCGGUCAUCUCUGUGGUCAUCAUGUUCCUUCUCACCUGGUGGGCGGCCCUCAUUGCCAUCGGCGUCGUCCUCUUCCUCCUGCUCUACGUGAUUUACAAGAAGCCAGAGGUGAACUGGGGCUCCUCGGUACAGGCCGGCUCCUACAACCUGGCCCUGAGCUACUCAGUGGGUCUCAAUGAGGUGGAGGACCACAUCAAGAACUACCGCCCUCAAUGCCUGGUGCUCACGGGGCCCCCCAACUUCCGCCCAGCCCUGGUGGACUUUGUGGGUACCUUCACCCGAAACCUCAGCCUGAUGAUCUGUGGCCACGUGCUCAUUGGACCCCGCAAACAGAGGAUGCCUGAGCUCCAGCUCAUCGCCAACGGGCAUACCAGGUGGCUGAACAAGAGGAAGAUCAAGGCCUUCUACUCCGACGUCAUUGCCGAGGACCUCCGCAGUGGUGUCCAGAUUCUCAUGCAGGCCGCAGGUAUAGGGAGAAUGAAGCCCAACAUCCUGGUGGUCGGAUUCAAGAAGAACUGGCAGUCAGCUCACCCGGCCACAGUGGAAGACUACAUCGGCAUUCUGCAUGAUGCUUUUGAUUUCAACUAUGGUGUGUGUGUCAUGAGGAUGCGUGAGGGGCUUAACAUCUCCAAGGUGAUGCAGGCGCACAUUAACCCUGUAUUUGACCCAGCGGAGGACGGCAAGGAAGCCAGCACCGGCAGGGUCAGGUCAUCUGUCUCUGGCACAUUGGAUCCCGAGGCCCUGGUGCGGGAGGAGCAGGCCAGCACCAUCUUCCAAUCAGAGCAGGGCAAGAAGACCAUUGACAUCUACUGGCUGUUCGAUGAUGGAGGCCUCACCCUCCUCAUCCCGUAUCUCCUCGGUCGCAAGAAGAGAUGGAGCAAAUGCAAGAUCCGCGUGUUCGUGGGAGGCCAGAUCAACAGGAUGGACCAGGAGAGAAAGGCAAUCAUUUCUCUGCUGAGCAAGUUCCGGCUGGGAUUCCACGAAGUUCAUGUUUCUCUGCUGAGCAAGUUCCGGCUGGGAUUCCACGAAGUUCAUGUCCUUCCUGACAUCAACCAGAAGCCGCGGGCUGAGCACACCAAGCGGUUUGAGGACAUGAUUGCGCCCUUCCGCCUGAAUGAUGGCUUCAAGGAUGAGGCCACUGUCACCGAGAUGAGGCAGGACUGCCCCUGGAAGAUCUCAGAUGAGGAGAUUAACAAGAAUCGAAUCAAGUCCCUUCGGCAGGUGAGGCUGAACGAGAUUCUGCUGGAUUACUCCCGAGACGCCGCUCUGGUCAUCAUCACCUUGCCCGUUGGGAGGAAGGGGGAGUGCCCGAGCUCGCUCUACAUGGCCUGGCUGGAGACGCUGUCCCAGGACCUCAGACCCCCAGUCGUCCUGAUCCGAGGAAACCAAGAAAACGUGCUCACCUUUUACUGCCAGUAACUCUAGGCUUGGCCACAUCUUCCCAAAGCCGGAUGCAUGGGGCAUCCACCUGUCCACAGGGACAGGGCGUGUGCCCUGUUGCGCUUUAAGCCGUAACAUCUGAUGAGCUGACUGAAGAAGCUGGUUGAUUUCCAAACUUCGGCUGGACCCCACUGCCAUGGGACACGUCCUCUGGGCUUUGCUUUUAUGGGCUGGAGAAGUUGCAGAUGGAGUUCUCUAGAAAACCCCCUGGUGGAUCCAUGUUCCUUUUACAUUUUCUUUUGCUCUUGAUUACAACACAUUAAGAUUUCAGUCUUUGAUUUGUGUACAAAUUUGAGUCAGAGUGCUGGUGAAUCUUGGCAGUUUCUGCCCACCUUUCCUGAGAGCACCCCCAACCAUGUCUCCCCCUCUAAGUUCAGGAGAAUGGGUGCCCCACCUGCAGCCCUUACAGGAGGAACACAGGGCUCAUUGAGCAUCCAUAAUAAUGCAAAUUUCUUUAACCACUCUCACUUCCUUCAGUUUCAAUAACAUGUCUUCAGUGUUUUGGUUGGUUCUUUAGUAGACCAGGGACUUUUAAACUUUGGGCUGCUGCAACCCACAGUAAAAUCUAUUCUACUCUGAGACUUGAAAUGAACACAGUGAAACUGAAGUGUCACAGAGCAAGCCUCAUUCCUACUAUGAACGACACACUCUGGUGUUUUCUAUUCUGGUUCUUUUUCUCCUUUUAAUGUUGGUUGCAAUUCACUAAAAUGAGUUUGGGACCCACUAAUGGGUGGUGAACCACUACAUGAAAAACAUGGCUUAGACUUUCUUCUGUGCCCUGUGUUUUUCUACACAACAGGGGGCCCAUCUAAUUUGUGGAAAGGCCAUGUUGGGCAUCACAGCCAUUUCCCCAGCUCAUCCCACAGGGAAGGAAAGGGAACUUACGAAACACCUUAAGGAGGGGUUUAGAUGGCAGGUGUGUCAAGAAAGAACUUCAAAGGAGGGGCAAAGUUUAGGAAGUCUUGUGGAAGGGUGUUAAAUUCCAGGCUUGGAUGGGGAUGGAGGAUGGAGGUCUGGUUAAGGAUGCAGGUUUGGUGGGUCAGGGAUGAGAAAGCAGAGAGAUGGAUGUACAGAUGGCAAGAUUGGGCAAAGAAUCAGAAAGGUCCAAACUCACCCCAGGGCUGGGUGGAAGGAUAGGGGAGGAGGAACCACCAGUAAGAGAUGGAAAUGGAGCAAGUGGCAGAGGGGGCUGCAGUAGAGGGAUGUAAGAUGGGGGUCAGAGGUGAGAGAACCUGGGGGAGGUGAACCUUGCUCAAGUAAGGGUAUUCAGGUUACUAUGGAUGGAACCCCUCCCCCCCCCCAGAGUAUUUGCACAAACCACCUGGGAUGUGGGAGAUGUGCAUUAAGAGAUGUCCAAAGCCAGUGGGCGUGGCUCUCUGAAAGGGCAUUUCAGCCUUAGACAAACCCAAGCAGUAGAAAGAUGAGUUGCUGGGGAUUCAACUGGCUGGGCCUUCUUCCAUUAGCACUUGGGUGGCCAAGGAAUCGCUGGGUCUGGUUGGCCCCCUCCAAGCGCACUGAAGCACCCACUUAGUCAUAAAAGCAAAAGACUCUUUCUUGGGGUUGGGAUUCAAAGGACUUCAGCAUUCAUUCCAGGCCCUAGGCUCCCAGGCUGUUAUAAGCCCCACUAUUUUGUUACCAUGUCAGAUCUUGCUGAGAAAGACCAAGUGCCUGACUGAGCUCCUGAAGGUUGGAGAGGGGGGCUGCCUCUGAGCCAAUCACUGGACCUGGAUCAACCCCAACUCCAGAUAAGGCAAAGCCUCCAUCAGGGAAUGCUUGCCUUUCUAAAACUAUACGGAAAACCAUUUCCUGGCGAAUGGGUGCUCACUCUUCUGACCUCAGGGAAACACUAAGCCAAGAACAGAGAAUGCUUUGGCUUCAGGAAUUUAAACAAUUUUUUUUCACUAUGUUGGAAACCAAAUUUUGAACAAUGAUGAUAGCUUUGUCUAAAAAAAAAAAA